This is a messenger RNA of Penicillium roqueforti, 1389 nucleotides long. Its product is annotated as NAD(P)/FAD-dependent oxidoreductase. Gene Ontology annotation, molecular function: oxidoreductase activity. NCBI's taxonomy places the organism in Eukaryota, Fungi, Ascomycota, Eurotiomycetes, Eurotiales, Aspergillaceae. The transcript is spliced from 3 exons. Gene Ontology annotation, cellular component: cytoplasm. Bases 1 to 1389 code for a protein of 462 amino acids. The record is from RefSeq and is a predicted model, not a curated record.
AUGUUGGUUCCGAAUAUCGCGACAAGCAGAAGCCUGCCAAAUCCCACUCCUUGCUUGAGUUACUGGCAGCGAACAACUCGAGCAUAUCCACAUUUGUAUGCGAAUAUCGAUGCAACUGUUCCAUCGAACUCAAAAUAUGUCAUCGUGGGAUCUGGUAUUUCUGGCGGUUUGACGGCCUUCAAACUGAUCGAAGGAGGGGCCAAGGCCGAGGAUAUCGUGAUUCUCGAGGCGCGAGAGGCUGCCAGUGGUGCGAGUUCACGAAAUGCUGGACAUGUGCGACCAGAUGCCUUUCGGGGUUUCAGUGCAUAUUCCAAAGUGCAUGGAGAGCAACAAGCGUUGAAGAUCAUCCAGGAUGAGCGACUCGUCCUAGAAAAAGUCGAUGAAUUUGUCAAAAAGCAUAAUGUGGAAUGCGACUUCAACUUGACAACCACGUUUGAUGUCUGCAUGACCCCUGAAUUUGCGGCUUACGAGGCAGAGAGCCUGGAAGCGUUCAAGAAAGCAGGCGGUGAUACCUCGCACAUCACGUUCUAUGAAGGGGAAGAGGCACAGAAGAAGACCAGAGUCCCCGGAGCUGUAGCGGCCUAUGAAUGGCCAGCAGGCUCAAGCCACCCGGCAAAGCUUGCACAGUUUCUUCUUCAGGCAGUGAUAUCCAAGGGUGCGAAGCUCUUCACGUUUUGUCCCGCCACUGAAGUUGAACGGAGCAGUGACACAGAAACCUGGAAGAUACACACACCUCGGGGAAUUAUAGAAGCAGAGAAAAUCAUUCAUUGCACGAAUGCCCAUGCUGCCUUGUUGCUACCGCAGUUGGAGCCUUACAUUCGGCCAAACCGCGCGCAGGCUCACUCUAUCGUGCCUGUUCCAGCUUUCUCUGGGGAAAAGGCUCUACAGAGCACUUUCUCGCUCCGCUAUAGCCUCCUCCACUUCUACUCCUUGAUUCAACGGAAGGGAGAUGGCACAAUGGUGCUAGGCGUAUCGCGAUCAAACCCAACAAUGAGCGCUGAGACAAGGGCUGGUCGAUUCAGCACUGAUGAUUCCCGGUAUAAUGAAGAAAUUGCCGAAGAAGCUUUGCGGACUUUUAGUCAGAUGUUUCCUGCUUAUUCAUCCCAGGCUGUCAUGCACGGUGAGGGCCUGGAUCAUGUUUGGACUGGAAUAAUUGGCAUGACUACGGACUCUGUUCCGUUCGUCGGGGCAAUCGAUUCCCUCCCUGGGCAGUAUAUUUGUGCUGGAUUCAAUGGCCAUGGUAUGGCCCGGAUAUUUACAUGCGCUCCGACUGUCGCCCAACUUGUACUUGGCAAGACCUGGGAUGAAACGGGGCUGCCAGAAUGUUUCCAAUUUAGUGAGGAAAGGCUCGCACGGCUUUCAAAUGGAGAGUUGCCUUCAAUUUGGUAG